Sipha flava (yellow sugarcane aphid) is the source of this 910-nucleotide messenger RNA. Its product is annotated as transmembrane protein 223. Lineage: Eukaryota; Metazoa; Arthropoda; Insecta; Hemiptera; Aphididae. Bases 171 to 866 code for a protein of 231 amino acids. The transcript is spliced from 3 exons. Gene Ontology annotation, biological process: nervous system development. Gene Ontology annotation, cellular component: mitochondrion. The record is from RefSeq and is a predicted model, not a curated record.
ACGUAACCGAUUGAGAUUGAUAACGUAUCGUGCAAAACACCGAAAAUUGAAAUUUCUACGUCCCCGUCUACUUAGAUAUUCAGUUCUAUAUUCCCACGGUAUUGUUGUUAUUAAUGUUUGUAAUUUAUUAACUAUUAUAAUUCGCUGUGUGAUCUACGUAAUUGCAAACGAUGUCGUUUCAAUGGAUUCUACACCGUACACCUUUUCUCCGUUGUUUAUCGUUCAGUCGGACCUUCAGCGGUUUUAAUAGUCUUCACAGAAUUAAUCGAUUGGAUCAACUGCAGUGUUUCACCCGGAGACGUUUCAACGAACAAUCGAUAUUUAACAUCAACACUAGUGUGCCCAAAGAUGUGAUCCUGUACAAAUCGUCCAGUGACCGCACAUUCAAAAUGAUUAGUAUAUUCUCUAUUGUCCAGUUUGGUUUUUGGCUUACAGUAGCAGAUACUUAUAACGUCUUAUUGAAACAAAAACCCAAAGAUAACGAAGCAUCUCAGAUGAUAUCGUGGUUAGAUCAAUUGAAAGCCAAAGGAAAAAUUUUGACGGUCGGGAUUCCUGUCGCGUGCUUGUGCAUGGGUGCAAUGUUAGUUGGCAUAUGCUUUGUUUACACAAUGAAAUCGGUCAAAAUGUUGGUUUUAUGUAGAGGAGGUGAUAAAUUAAGUAUAACAUCUUUCGGUUUCUUCAACAGAAAUAUAACUACUACCAUACCUUUGGAGAAUAUCAGUUGUGCCGUGGGAAGAAAUGACCGAGGUCAAAGUAUACCAAUGAAAGUCAAAGGGAAAUGGUUUCACUAUAUACUAGAUAAGAAUGGUAAAUUUUUCAAUCCCACGUUAUUUGAUCUGACUGCAGGAAUGAGGAGAAAUAUAUAGAUAUAUUUAAUUAUGGAUAUAGUAUUUUAAAUAUUGUAAUUUAA